Aegilops tauschii subsp. strangulata is the source of this 1154-nucleotide messenger RNA. RefSeq names its product dynein light chain 1, cytoplasmic. Gene Ontology annotation, cellular component: cytoplasmic dynein complex. Gene Ontology annotation, molecular function: dynein intermediate chain binding. Gene Ontology annotation, biological process: microtubule-based process. The record is from RefSeq and is a predicted model, not a curated record. Lineage: Eukaryota; Viridiplantae; Streptophyta; Magnoliopsida; Poales; Poaceae.
GCGCGUCGCGUCGGUGAUCCCACCGGCGGGCUUCCCGGGCAGGCCGAGAAAACAAAUGAUAAAAACGGGAGAUGAGAGUACGGCGCCAACUUUAACGAGCCCCAACGCUGCAUCCUCUCCCGCCCCAAUACAAAAAGCCGCCCCAACCGCCGCACAGCGUUCACAAAGAAAUACCAUAGCACACUCGCCAUCCCAAGCUCAGCUCAGCUCGUUUCCCUCCUCCCGGCCCGCUCGGCAACCACGCUCCCGGCGCCAAGGGAGGCAGGGUUGUGGCUUCUGAGACGCGAGAAUGAGGGAGCAGGGGCGCCGGGGCGGCGUCAUCAGGUCGCUGCUCGGCGUCGCCAGGCUCGCGGAGGACGACGGCGCUGGCGCCGGGGAGGGCGGCUCGAAGAAGGAGGACGGCGGCGGCGCGGAGAGGAAGGCGGUGGUGCGGGUGGUGGCGGCCGACAUGCCGCCCGCGCUGCAGCGGCGCGCGUUCCGCUGCGCCCGCGACGAGCUCGCCGGGAUGCCGCACUUCCCGCGCCGCCUCGAGCCCAAGCGCCUCGCGCUCGCCCUCAAGAAGGAGUUCGACACCGCCUACGGGGCGGCUUGGCACUGCAUCGUGGGGACGAGCUUCGGUUCAUACGUCACUCACGCCAAGGGCGGGUUCUUGUACUUUUCUGUUGAUAAGGUCUACAUACUGCUCUUCAGGACGGCGGUGGAGCCCCCGCCCCAUUGACGACGGCCAGACAAAUUGUCGUUCACUAAUUGUAUGCACCUGUGUGGGAGCAUGAGGACGUCCCAGCUCCCAAAUGCAAACGGUUCGGCUGAGCAAGCCCUUGUAAUUAAAUUGCGUUGUUUCUUCGAUGACAAUGGAGACUCCAUUUUUGCGUCAUGUCUACGGUUCGAAACUCCGAAAAUUCGACGGCGUAAUGUGUUCCAGUUGAACGCGGUCUGAUCGUCGUGCUUUUCAGUGUGCGAGAGGUUUCCGAUGUUCUGUAGAUGUCCAAACAUGCGCAUAGUUUGGUGUAUAUUGAAGUGAUGCAAGCUUUCAGAAUGUACUAAACAGGAUUCCUGUUGUGCAAGGCAGGAAAUCACUGCAUCUCUUGAUUCCAGGCAUGCAUCCAAUGUGUAUUUCUUAUUGGAAAUAAAGCUAAAUGUUACAUGUUUCGAUA